Phaedon cochleariae (mustard beetle) is the source of this 662-nucleotide messenger RNA. Lineage: Eukaryota; Metazoa; Arthropoda; Insecta; Coleoptera; Chrysomelidae. The record is from the annotation of a GenBank genome assembly.
AUGUCCAGCCUCCAGACGCCUCCAGAUUUGAAAAUUAUACCUGCUCUAGAGAUGAAAGGAAAGGAUAGGCGGCACGUGUGCGGAAGGACGGGCGAGGGGGAAGGGACGGUCGAGCGAUUAACUACUUCAGUAGAAACUACUGAAAGUGAGAAUAUAGAAGAAGCUGUGGAGGAAACUGAAGAACUAAUUAAUUUAGGUGAGAAUUCUCAGCCCGACCAGGAGCUUGAGGAGGUGGACAUUUUUGAAGUUGGGAGAGAUGGAAUUCUUUCACCAACACCUUCAAUUCCGAAUCGUCCAGGAUCUUCUCAUUCACAACAGUCCACUCCAUCCUUUCGUCAAGAGAAAACAAAAAUACAUGAGAAAAUGGCAAGAGCAAUUGACAGUUUCAAUAAAAUAUGUGAGGCAAGAAAUCAAACUGCCCUCCAACAAAAAAACGAAGGUGAUAUGAACUUUAUGAGAUCAAUUGUAGAGGACAUGCAGAUACUAAUACCAUCUAAAAGAGUUAAAUUUGAAAGAGAAAUUAUGGACUUGCUUGUCAAGUACAUUGAUGAUGCAGAUUAUGACUAGGAUAUGUAGUGAAUAAAUAUGUGAGAUGUUCAAAAACUUGAUAUAUUCUUGACAAAACUUAUAUUCUAAAUGUGUGAAAUAAACUAUAAUUACAA